GUGUGUGUGCUACAUUCAUAACAACGCGAACACAACCUGUACCUUGCUAUGUUAGCCACCAAGGAGCCUCCUAACGUUCGAUAGCGAAUUAAACCACUGCUUUUGAGAUUUGGAAAAUGACAGUUCGUGCAGGGAACUGACGAAAGCAUCCUCUUUGCAAAGUCCCGCAACGUUUGGAUUUAUGAGCCUUUAGUCCGUCUUUGAUUUAAAACAAGGCGCAGUUGGAGGAGAAACCGUCUUGCUUGGAGUCCAGAGCAGUAGAGGCACCUACUCCAGCAGAUCCAGAAAUGUUAAAGAAAUGAUAGCAGCGCAGGAUUUGCACACAGAGUUUCAGUUUCCUCAAGAGGCAGAGUCUCAGUUGUCUUCAGAUACUGACUUUGAGGAUCCUGAUGGCAAAAAUGCAAAGGCAGGAAAGGGCAUGGGGGCUAAGAAAGGGAGGAAGGCGCUUGGAGACAAGGCCAAAGGUGGGGGAGCAGCCAGGGUCCCUGGUCUGGGCAGGGUGAAUGGCCAUCACCAGGAGAACGGGAUGGAGAACAUGACCCUGUUUGAGGUUGUUAAAAUGGGGAAGAGUGCCACACAGUCCGUUGUCGAUGACUGGAUUGAGGCGUACAAAAAUGACAGGGACGUUGCUCUCUUGGACUUAAUCAACUUCUUCAUUCAGUGCUCUGGCUGUAAAGGUGCUGUGAGUGGAGAGAUGUUCAGAAAUAUGCAGAACUCCGAGAUCAUUCGAAAAAUGACAGAGGAGUUUGAUGAGGACAGCGGUGACUAUCCAUUAACUAUGUCUGGGCCACAAUGGAAGAAAUUCCGGAUAAGUUUCUGUGACUUCAUUGCGGUUCUGGUGCGUCAGUGUCAGUACAGUAUCAUCUAUGAUGAGUACAUGAUGGACACAGUCAUCUCGCUGCUCACCGGCCUGUCUGACUCACAAGUCAGGGCAUUUAGACACACAAGCACACUCGCAGCCAUGAAGUUGAUGACAGCCCUGGUGAACGUCGCUCUGAACCUGAGCAUCAACAUGGACAACACACAGAGACAGUACGAGGCAGAGAGGAACAAAGUCGUUGCAAAACGGGCCAAUGACAGGCUGGAGCUCCUGUUACAGAAGCGUAAAGAGCUUCAAGAAAAUCAAGACGAAAUUGAAAACAUGAUGAAUGCCAUUUUCAAAGGAGUGUUCAUUCACAGAUACCGUGAUGCUAUUGCUGAAAUUCGAGCUAUUUGCAUCGAGGAGAUAGGGAUGUGGAUGAAGCUGUACAGUGAUGCCUUCCUCAAUGACAGUUACCUGAAGUAUGUUGGCUGGACAAUGCACGACAAGCAAGGGGAGGUGCGUCUGAAGUGCCUGACUGCCCUACAAAGUCUCUUCUACAACAGAGAGCUCGGUGCUCGACUGGAGCUCUUCACAAGUCGCUUCAAGGACCGCAUUGUGUCUAUGACUCUGGAUAAGGAAUAUGAUGUUGCAGUGCAAGCCAUUAAACUGCUGACACUUGUCUUACAGAGCAGUGAUGAGGUUCUGACAGCAGAGGAUUGUGAGAGUGUGUAUCACCUGGUUUACUCUGCACAUCGGCCCAUUGCUGUUUCAGCAGGAGAAUUUCUUUUUAAGAAGCUCUUCAGUCACCGAGGUCCAGAGGAGGAGGGAUUACCCAGGAGGGGCAGGCAGAGCCUCAAUGGCAGUCUUAUCAAAACUACUGUCUUCUUCUUCUUGGAGAGCGAGCUCCAUGAACAUGGGGCCUACUUGGUGGAUAGCCUAUGGGAGUGUGCGUCGGACCUGCUGAAGGACUGGGAGACGAUGAUUAGCCUGUUGCUGGAUGAGCCCAUGCCAGGGGAGGAGGCCCUGACUGAUCGCCAGGAGACGGCUCUGGUGGAGAUCCUGCUCUGUGCCGUCCGGCAGGCCUGUGAAUGCCACCCUCCAGUAGGCAGAGGCACAGGGAAGAGGGUCCUGAGUGCAAAGGAGAAGAAAACACAGCUGGAUGAUCGGACACGUAUCACAGAGAUGUUUGCCGUUGCGUUGCCUCUGUUACUGGCAAAGUACUGCGUUGAUAUUGAUAAGGUGACCAACUUGCUACAAAUACCAAAGUACUUUGAUCUUGACAUCUACACAACUGGUCGGUUAGAAAAGCAUUUGGAUGCCUUGUUGCGGCAAUUCUGGGAAGUGGUGGAUAAGCACACAGACACUGAGGUCCUGGAGGCCUGCUCUAGCACCUACCAUUAUCUCUGCAACGAAGAGUUCACCAUCUUCAACCGCGUGGACAUCGCUCGCUCCCAGCUCCUCGACGAGCUCGUAGACAAGUACAGUAGACUCCUGGAGGACUUCCUGCAAGAGGGUGAAGAACCAGAUGACGAUGACGCCUACCAGGUUUUAUCGACGCUCAAGAAGAUCAGCUCUUUCCACAAUGCACAUGACCUCUCCAAGUGGGAUCUCUUCGCCAGCAACUACAGACUGCUCAACACAGGGCUGCAGAAUGGGGAUAUGCCUGAACAGAUUGUGAUUCAUGCAAUGCAGUGCACACAUUACAUCAUCCUCUGGCAUCUAGCAAAGGUUUCGGAUGGCAGUUCAUUAAAGGGAGAUAUGGUGACCUUGAGAAAGCAAAUGAGAGCCUUCUCCUUAAUGUGUCAGCGUUACCUCAACAGCAUCAACACAGCAGUCAAGGAGCAGGCCUUCACCAUACUAUGUGAUCUGCUAUUGAUCUUCAGUCACCAAAUGAUGUCUUCAGGCCGGGAGCAACUUGAGCCUCUGGUCUAUACGCCAGACUCUUCUUUGCAGGCAGAGAUGCUCAACUUUAUCCUGGAUCAAGUGUUCAUUGAUCAGGAUGACGACAACAACAGCACAGAUGGACAGGAUGAAGCCAGUAAAAUUGAGGCUCUGCACAAGCGAAGAAACCUUCUAGCUGCCUAUUGCAAAUUAAUCAUUUACAAUGUUGUGGAAAUGAACACUGGAGCAGAUAUAUUUAAACAGUAUAUGAGGUUUUACAACGACUAUGGAGAUAUCAUCAAAGAAACUAUGAGCAAGACGAGACAAAUUGACAAAAUACAAUGCGCAAAGACACUGGUCUUGAGCCUUCAAACGUUGUUCAAUGAGAUGUUGUCUGAACUUGGUUUCAAUUUCGACCGCUCAUCAUCAUCCUUCUGUGGCAUUAAAGAGCUUGCCCGACGCUUCUCAUUAACUUUUGGCUUGGAUCAGAUGAAGACCAGGGAAGCUAUUGCCAUGUUACAUAAGGAUGGAAUUGAGUUUGCUUUUAAAGAACCUAGUCCCCAAGGAGAGGGGAGUCCGCCGCUUAAUCUAGCAUUUUUGGAUAUUCUGAGCGAAUUUUCGAGCAAGCUAAUGCGACAGGACAAGAGAACAGUUCACUUGUACCUGGAGCGAUUCAUGACAUUUCAGAUGGCUCUGCAGCGAGAGGACUGCUGGCUGCCCCUCAUCUCCUACAGGAACUCCCUGCAGGCUGGAGGAGACGAUGACACCAUGUCUGUCAUCAGUGGGAUCAGCAGUCGGGGAUCCAGCGUGAGAAGUAAAAAGGCCAAGCCAGCCACCACUAGCAAAAGGAAACUGCCUGAAGCAGAAGAGAACAGCUGCAGCAGUAGUGAUGCGGUCUGGAUGAACCGUGAGCAGAACGUGCAGACGCCAGUGAUGAUGCUCUCGCCCCACCUCAGCUCUACUAUACUGAGGGAUCCAAAGAAGAUGAGGCCUGAGGAGAACUACACCAUGCCAGAAGAGCAGCAUCCCCCUCAGCCUGUGCCUACCCAGCAGCAGUCGCACCAGCACCACCAGGCUGCCAUGGAUUACAAUACCCAGGUUACUUGGAUGUUGACACAGAGGCAACAAGCUGAGGCCCGUCAGCAGCAAGAGCGGGUUAGCAUGCACUAUACCAAGAUGAGGAACCACAUGCAGCAAGCAAUUCGCCGAGGCUCUGGACUCAUGGAGGAUGACGAGGAGCCAAUAGUGGAGGAUGUGAUGAUGUCAUCUGAGGACAUCAAUGAGGGCAUGGAUUUUGACACAAUGGACAUCGAUUUGCCAGCAUCCAAGAAUCGCCGAGAAAGAACCGAACUAAAGCCGGAUUACUUUGAUCCAUCUUCCAUCAUGGAUGAUUCUGUUCUCAAUGUCUCCAUGUACUGAAAAAAGGGUGGACAGUGUGUCAUCGAAAUCUUUGGAAGAUCUGUGAAAACCAGAAUGGAGCAAAACGGACUGUUAUAAAUGGUUUGCGAUACACCAACGUUUGCCUCUACAACACUUUGUUAAACUUCGAGUGAAAGCUUGAAUUUGAAUUUAAUUCUUGAUAUUUUCUCACACCACACUGCAGGAGAAGUGUAUCUGGUUUUUUUCAGUUGCCCUCAAAAUUACUUGAUGUUAGCUUUUACUAAAGGUGACACUGUUUGGGUUGAUAAAAGUGCCAGUACAGACAUUAUGUUGCAGGUGCAUGGUGAGGGGAGAAUAAACAGACUGAAAUUCAAAUUAACAAUAUGUACCUUUAAUCUUUUUAAUUCAGUAGACUUAAAUUGUCUGAUGUAAAUACAUAUAUCGGCCAAUAUACAGGUGGGGUGAACACAAUUUCAUGAACACCAGUAGAUAGAAAUAUAAUAUCCCAGCAAAAUAUUACUACCUUUAUAAUGCUUGUAGCAUUCAUUUGUUGUUGAACUCUAUAAUGACACUGCACUUUGUCACAGGGGUGUUAAUUAUAUUCUAUGGUAAUUUUACAGCCAUAUUUUUCGAAAAUGAUCAUAGGCUCCAAUCAAUGCCUCUCUGACGCAAUCUAAACAGGUAUUGAAUAUAAGCUGCAAAAUAAAUCUGCAUUAUUUUCAGGGCUAUUGAAUUGGACUGCAUUACAUUGUGAAGCUGUUGAUGAUAUUGUGUUCAUCCGGUGUAUUUUUUAAACUGUAGAUUUCCGCAUGGCAUGUAGCCAUAUAUUGAAACAUGUACACAGUAAAGUAUAAUGUGAACUGGUGUCUCAUACUGUUCAAAGGCCUUGCCACAAAUGAUAUACGGCAUUCUCAGAUUUCUUUGUGAUGGUAUUUUUUAGAAAUGUAUGUGUUCUGCUUUUAUACCUUGUAGAUUACUUUGAUUUUUAGAUAUUUUGUAAUGACAAUCAAAUGUAAAUUAAUGGUUUCUAAUCAUGGUAUUUCACAUAGAUGCUGACAGAAUUGUUUUUAAGGGAAAUGAUUAUGUUACUUAAGAUAUGGCCAGCUGUUUGUAUUUUCUUUUCAUCUCUAUAAUGAAUGGAUGAAAAAGUAAUUUCUAACUGCAAUUGUUCAAAUGUAGUAAUUUGACAAAUUGAUGGCUGCAUCUAAAAUUAUUUUUUAAUAUUGGGAGCACUCAGUGUCAUACUUGAGAUUUUAACUCAACCUCAAACAUAUAAUCGCUUAUAUCUUUAAUAUUUUUCUCCACUGUAUAUUACCUAAUAUCUAAUAACACAGACAUGCCAUAAUCUUUGAAAGAAAGGGUUAGAAAAAUGGUUGAGGGCGUGUAUUGUUUGUUGUUUUUUUGUCAUGUUUGAAGGUGUGCGGAUUGUUUUUCAAAAAGCCAAUUUAUAAGUGUACCACUGUUGCGUGUGUAAGAGUUAUAGGAUUAUAAAUAAUGAGGUUUUAGAGUACUUUAGUAAAAUAUUAUAGUAUCAGAAUUGUAUAUUAUACAGUAACAAAAUGUGUAAUAUAUUGUGAAGCGGUGCUGAUUUUAUAUUUGCAGUUUCUGUUAGCUUGAAAUUUUAGGGAAAGUUUAAAAAUAUAGUCUAUAACUAUUCAGAGUUAACCUACUAAUUUGCUCUGUGUAUUGGCCUGGUUGGCAGAUUGAUAUUUUAUGGAAAGGAGUGUGUCCAUGAUGUAGUUGCAUAAAAAUCUCAAAAUUUCCUCACAAUCUCACUAUAUCCAAGAGAAACCGAUCACAUGGUCGUAAACAGCACAUUCACAUUUAAUAUUCAUGUUUGGCAGAUGAGGAAAAAUAAAUCUUUAAAUUGCCUGUAAAUGAUCAUUAAUCACUUCAUUUUUCUGUUUUGCAUUGAACUGCUGAAAUGUGCAUACAUCUGUAUGUUUACAAAUAUUUAAAUAUUUGUCCAUAUUAAAUUUGUGUUUUUAUUCUA
Molecule: messenger RNA, 6056 nt
Organism: Scophthalmus maximus (turbot)
Lineage: Eukaryota; Metazoa; Chordata; Actinopteri; Pleuronectiformes; Scophthalmidae
Gene: stag2a
Product: stromal antigen 2a
Exons: 34
Coding region: 299-4102 (1267 amino acids)
Biological process (GO): sister chromatid cohesion
Cellular component (GO): cohesin complex; nucleus; chromatin
Molecular function (GO): chromatin binding
Source: RefSeq, a predicted model, not a curated record